This is a messenger RNA of Drosophila grimshawi, 650 nucleotides long. Its product is annotated as serine protease SP24D-like. Gene Ontology annotation, molecular function: serine-type endopeptidase activity. Lineage: Eukaryota; Metazoa; Arthropoda; Insecta; Diptera; Drosophilidae. Gene Ontology annotation, biological process: proteolysis. The record is from RefSeq and is a predicted model, not a curated record. The transcript has a single exon.
CAUAAUUUCAAUUUUUUCUAUGGACAGCACUCCGGCGGAAAUGCUAAGCAUUCGGGCGGGCACUUUGGAUCGUUUUAUGUGAGGAGUGCUUAUCAAUGUGGCCACUGUGUAUGUGCAUGAGAAAUACACCAGUUUUUGGAAUGAUGUGGCUCUGCUAAAGCUGGAGAAGCCACUUGUCUUCUCCAAUCAGAUUGGUACCAUACCGCUGGCCAGUGUGGAGACACCUGUUGGCUGCCAGGUAAUUAUUUCGGGCUGGGGUCGGCUAAAGACUGAGGGCGAUGUGCCCCGCGAAAUGCAGUGGAACACACUCAAAUCCAUAUCGAAGUUGAGCUGCGGCACCUCUAUUUUUGUGAACAGGGAUAACAUGCUCUGCCUGGCCCAUGAGAUGGGUAACGGUGCCUGCUAUGGCGACUCUGGCGGUCCGGCGAUCUUCAAUAACGAGCUAGUAGGCGUUGCCGGCUUCGUCGUCGAUGGCUGUGGCUCGUCCAAUCCCGAUGGCUAUGCAAAGGUCUUCUAUCAUCGCGAUUAUCAAGCAUGCCAAUUUGUAAACAAGAAUAAAUAAUAAUUGCAAUCAAAUUAAUAAUUGAUUUUUAUGUAUAUCUAAUACAUUAUAUCUGUGCCCGAUGUUUUUAAUAUUAGUGUGAUCAAGU